AUGCUCCCGUGUAUUGCCAAACCACGGAGCAUGAAACUGUACCGAUGUCUAACCACAAACCAACCAAGAAGAACCACAGAGACACUCCAUCAGUGGCUGACAUGCUUACUUCGCAGAGGCCUACAGCACGUGGCGCGCAAGCUGACACCAGCCCAAUCAGGCAGGACUCACCAGGCCUUGCGGAUCACCGGACCCUCCUGUAACCCGCUGGAGGACUCUUCCAACGCAACCUUGCAAUCACUGGCAGAGGUAAAGGGGUUCCUGGCAGCUGAAAUAGCACACAUGGCAAAAGAAGUGAAGGCCAAAAUCCACGCCAUAGGGGUGCACAGUACUGUGAUAGAGAAGUGCAUGGCACAUGUGGUCACAGCCCACAAUGGCGCCGCAACCCUCACUAACAAGCUCCUGCACAGAAUAACAGACCUGGAGCUGGAGUUAGAAGACGUAUCCAACAGAUCACAGAGAAAUAAUCUACGUGUCAGAGGUCUGCCAGAAUCAGUGAGUGACACGGACAUUGAAGCAACCCUUAUCACUUGCUUUCGACAAAGCCUGCCUGAUAUCCCCGAACACCUGUGGUUGACAGAGCUUACAGAGCCCUCAGGGCCAGAGGACCAAAGAACAGCCCACCCAGAGAUGUAA
This is a messenger RNA of Pelobates cultripes (western spadefoot toad), 636 nucleotides long. Lineage: Eukaryota; Metazoa; Chordata; Amphibia; Anura; Pelobatidae. The record is from the annotation of a GenBank genome assembly.